AUGACGGCCAGCGACUUGGAGGCCUAUCCGCUUCAUAAGGCAGCGUUUUUUAACGAUGUGCAGUCCAUAUCGCAGCUCAUUAAAUCGGGUCGUAGUUUGUAUGAACAAGAUAUGCAUGGAAACACUGCGCUGCACAUAUCGACAAUGCUUGGUCACAGAGAAGCUACCGCAUUGUUAUUGGCUCAUAACGCUCCAGUGAAAGUAAAAAACUGUGACGGAUGGAAUCCAUUGAUGGAAGCAGUUAGUUAUGGCGACAGACAGAUAAUCACCGAAAUGCUUCGAAAACUGAAAGCUCAGUCACGUAUGAGCGUCUCAACUCGCAAGCCUCAUCUUAUCAAAAUGAUGGAAGACAUUGGCGAUUUUUACCUCGAACUGAAAUGGGAUUUUCAGAGUUGGAUUCCUCUUCUUUCACGUAUGCUUCCUUCUGAUGUGUGUCAAAUCUACAAAAAAGGAACGCAGUUACGAAUGGAUACUACAUUAGCUGAUUUCAAUGAACGACGCUGGGAAAGAGGCGAUAUUUCCUUUGUUUUCAACGCAAAAGCAAAACAUGAAUCUGACGAAUUGAUAAUCAUGGAUAAUAAUACAAAAGUUUUUCAACGUGUUCGUCACGAAGAAUCUGAGGCUGAAGUGGACGAGGAGGUAGAUGUACUUAUGUCGUCGGACAUCGUUUCAGCGCAAAUGUCUACAAAGACGAUAACAUUCCGACAAGCAUUCUCUGGUUGGGUUUUCAAGCAUGCACGAGAGGAACAGAUUGGUGAUUACAAUGUGAACUUUUAUCUGGUUGAAGGAAUGAAACUGGUCUCGAGAAAAAGGAGAGAACAUUUGACUGCCGAUGACAUUAAGAAAAAUAAGUCGUUCAUGCAAUCUUUGGCCAGUGGUGCUGCUGUGGGUGAUGAGGAUUUCAAGAGUCUUCAACAUCGAAAGUCAUUGGCACCCCCUGGACGUAUGCCUACAACGUGGGAAGAGUAUGUUGGUGCAGCACCGGGAGCAGCUCCACCUCUUGGAAGAGCACAAAUACUGAAGCAGAACGAGAAACAGUUCACGGCUUUAAUCGGAAUGAGUGAGGACUUCCCCAUGGGUGUUGAAGUGUUAUUGGAUAUCCUUGAAAUAGUCGCACCUUUUAAACAUCUCGAGAAGUUGCGAAGAUUCUGCGAAGCAAGGCUACCACCAGGUUUUCCAGUCCGUGUUGAGAUUCCGCUACUUCCCACUAUAUCAGCAAAGGUGACCUUCCAAAAACUGCAGUUCGUCUCAAAUCUGUCAGAUAAAUUGUUCUACGUGCCUACCUCGUAUCGAGAGGAUCCAACGAGGUUCCCCGACUUAUGA
Molecule: messenger RNA, 1323 nt
Organism: Necator americanus (New World hookworm)
Lineage: Eukaryota; Metazoa; Nematoda; Chromadorea; Rhabditida; Ancylostomatidae
Exons: 12
Coding region: 1-1323 (440 amino acids)
Biological process (GO): protein retention in ER lumen
Cellular component (GO): cytoplasm
Molecular function (GO): signaling receptor binding
Source: RefSeq, a predicted model, not a curated record